This is a messenger RNA of Anarrhichthys ocellatus (wolf-eel), 2560 nucleotides long. RefSeq names its product glucosamine-phosphate N-acetyltransferase 1 (gene gnpnat1). Lineage: Eukaryota; Metazoa; Chordata; Actinopteri; Perciformes; Anarhichadidae. Gene Ontology annotation, molecular function: glucosamine 6-phosphate N-acetyltransferase activity. The record is from RefSeq and is a predicted model, not a curated record.
CCGGCAUGCGGAAGAAACGGCAGCCGAGAACACCCAGGUUGGUUCAGCCCAAUGAUGUAGCCCAACCUCCUCCUACACGACUUGUAGAACUGCUCAGUUACCACUGUGCGUUACCCGAGUCUAGGAACUCAACUGGACUAUCGCUUCUGGUGUGUGUUUUAUUUUUACUGCAGAUUGUGAAAUGCUGCUAAACCAGACUCCACUGUUUGAGCCCUCCCUGCUUCAAGAGCUAGACUGGAGUAGCAACACUCUCUCCUUCUCCCCCCCCAUCUCCCCCUCCAGUCCAGGGGACGGCCUGGUGCUCAGGCCGCUUUGUACGGCAGACUUCAACAGGGGAUUCUUCAAGGUUUUAUCUCAACUCACUCAGACGGGCGAUGUCACACCUGAGCAGUUCACGAAGAAGUUUGAGCACAUGAAGAAGACCGGAGACUACUACAUAGUUGUGGUGGAGGACACCAACCUGGGACAGAUUGUUGCCACGGCCACAUUGAUCACAGAACACAAAUUCAUCCACUCCUGUGCGAAGAGAGGCCGGGUGGAGGAGGUGGUAGUUAGUGACGUGUGCAGAGGGAAGCAGCUGGGCAAACUGUUGGUUUCAGCUCUCACUCUUCUCAGCAAAAAACUGAAUUGCUACAAAAUCACACUGGAAUGUGCACCUGACAAUGUGGCUUUCUACCAAAAGUUUGGAUACACCUCCUCACACGAGACUUACAUGCAGUGUCGAUUUUCCAACUGAGGACAACAGCGGCUUUAAACCUUCAUUCUGGGGGGGGGGGGCCGUGGCCGUGGCCGUGGCCGUGAACCACACCUGUGAGCCAUUCCUUAAUGCUCACCCUGUAUUUCAACAUGCAUAAAUGUAUGUUGAAGCCUUUAGCUCAGUCCAAUGGCUACCUCACCAACGUGAAGCUCUGUCAUCAUCUUCCCCCACCGAUCCGAAGAAAGAAAUGUCAGUUCCUGUAAAUAUAAUGUCUUAUUGUGGUACAUUACGAUGUAAAUAGCUGUUUACUAAAUUACUAAAGACUAACCUGUAACUGUCAGUAAAUACAAUUGCUUGGGAAAACCAAAUUUAAAUAUUUCUGAAGCAGCUACAUAACUUAUUAUUAUCUACAGCUUCUCAAGUUCACAACAAAUCCGAGUAUGCUGUACGGAAGUCGUUUCAAACUUGGUCUCACAGAUCUGUGCAUCAAGGGCAAGUCACCAAAGAGAAGUUUAGUUUCUUUAAAUGUGAUUAGUUAUUACUACGUUAAUAAUACAUAUCCUGUAUGGUACGGAGUGCUCUCCGUCUCAGCAGGCUUUUCUUUCUUUGACAGUAAUGCUCAAUGACUAUAAUGAAGGUUUGAAUACUACAACAUGAAGAAUUACUAUCAAGACUGUUAUAAUGUAUAAUAUUUGUAGCGAACAAACAGUUUAUAUUUUGUGAGGCAGAGGUGAACAAUUAGGUACUUAACGUUUUGUAUUGGGUCGGUAUUUGAGAAUUGAUCACAGCUGUGAUAACGAGUAAAACAUAUUGUGAUGGGAAAUGGAUAAAAAUGACUUUGUAAAUUAACUCUUAUUUAAGUUUGUUAUUCUGGAGAACAGGGGAACAUAUUUAAUGUAAUUUAUUCCAAAUAUGUAAGACACAUAAUAUAUUCUACAAUCUACCGUGAUUCUUUGCUUGUGUUUAUAGUCUUAAAACAAAUCAAUUACAUUUGUACUGCGAUGCUGAUGCAUACAAAGUGUUUUAUUGUACAAAAAGAGCUCUGGGAUGGACAUGUCUAUUAAUCAUAGUUGUAUCAUUUUCAAACCAUUAAGCAGGUAGAUGCAUCACUAGAAGGUUAGUAAGCCUCUGCCAUACAAAGGAGGUUGGAAAACCUGACCAAAUCUUUUCCAACAUUAAUUCUAAUGUAACUUCAUUUACAUAUUUAUGUCAGUGUUGUAAAUGCAAAUUUGUUUCCAAAAGGAAUUCUUAUAGAUUUCAGCCUUUCGGGUCGACGCAUUCUGCUCCCAAAGCUCAUCACACACUGUGUAGGAGGGUGAACUAGGAAUGCAUGCCAGUGGCUGCUAUUUAAGUCACAGCAAGGUCCCCAGAAAGGUUUGUUGAAACAAUAAGUAUAACUUGCUUCAAAUUGUAAAAUAUUUGACAGAAAUGCAAAGUUCAGAAGCACAGCAUUAUGUCAUGAUGUUAAAAACAACAGGUGAACAGGACUUAGUCAGACUUGUUUUUAUUAAGCAGAGUUGUUAUUUCCCCAUUCCUUACUAUCCCACAUUAAGCCUGAUAUUAGUCCAUAAUCCUAUUACUCCCAAAAUAAAGGCAUUAGCGUUUCCUCUUCUCAUGUCCUCCACUGGGCGACGUCUUGGCUACUUUCCCUUUUUGCCGACUGCCCCAUUCUGGUCAUCUACACAAAUUCAAGUAUCGAAAGUGCAUAAUUGCAAUACUGUCCCGCUGCAAAUGCAAAAUGCUUUAAAUACUAUAAAACUGCAAAAAAUCUCCGAUCAGUGCAUACAGCUCGAGAAAAAAAGGGAGUUAUCAAAUUAGCUCGAUCCCCUUCAGUACUCCAUGUCUCAGACACGAGUGAUCCCC